UGUAAAAUUCCCAUUCCAAUUUCUGGAUCCCUUAUAUAUUUAGUAUCACAUCAUGUUUGAGAACUCGCUGCUGAUCAUUAAGCCAGACUAUAUACACAAGCGUCGUCCGGUGCUACUAAAGCUGCUGGCCGAAGGAUUCCUGCUUAAGGGUAGCCGCAAGCUUGCCUUCUCCCCGGAAUUGGCAGCCGAGUUUUAUGCGGACUAUGCCGACGAGAAGGGCUUCAUGCUGGAGGUUAUACUGCUCUCCAAGGGCGUCUCUGAGGCUUUCAUUGCGACCAAAGAGAAUGCCGUGCAGUCGUUGCUCAACACCAUGAUUUGCUACUUCGGAACAUCCGCAGACCUAGAGCGCAACAUUCACGUGACCAAAAACGCACAGAGCGUGGCUCGCGAGAUCAACUUUAUAUUUCCCAACUACAUCCACGAGCCCACAGCUUUGUUCGAGCGAAAUAGAUUCUGCAACCGACCUAUGCUGAAACAGCUGAUCGAAGAGGUGUACGACAUCCUGCAGAAUCCGGACUGCAGCCAGGACAACUGGAAGGUGCGGGUGUCCGACUACUUGGUGCGCAGCAAUCCCAAGGUGCCGCGAGUCAGCAACCAAUGCCAGGUGCGUCCCAAAGUGGGCAUCCAGAACAAGGCGCAGCAGACCGUGACGACAUAUCCAACGGCCGCUCGGGACGCCCAGCUGAAUUCCAAGAGUAUCAGUUCCGUGCUGUCCAGCACCUCACCGCACUCCUCCAUGCUGCUAACAUCCUCCUCGUGUGUGACUUGCGGUGGCUUCGAUCGCUCCGAGCCGUGCAUCUGUGAACUGGACCUGAACAAGCGCGUGGAGCCCCAGAGCGAUGAGCCUGCCUGCGUGGAAGAGGAGAUAUUGUGGAAGGAGGUUAUCGUCUAUGAGGAAAUCGUUCCCGAGGAAGAGGAGUCCAAGGACGAACGCUUUGAGAUCGAGGAGGAGGCCGCAGGCGAGGAGGCUGCCAGUUCGGAUGUUGAAUCGGAUCACAGUGCGGUUGCACCGCCUCCGCCCCCAAAGCCUGAAAGCGAGUCUGAGUCUGAGGCAGAAGCUCCUCCAGUUGAUGCCGAAGAGGCGCCCGCUCCAGCUGCGGCUGAUUAGGUCUCCCCCACACCUGUUGCCCCAUCAUUUAAGCUUUUCCAAAUGUUUUUUUCUGUUGCGUUCUGCCUCUAUCCCUGU
This is a messenger RNA of Drosophila guanche, 1186 nucleotides long. RefSeq lists its product as uncharacterized. Gene Ontology annotation, biological process: negative regulation of oxidative stress-induced intrinsic apoptotic signaling pathway. The record is from RefSeq and is a predicted model, not a curated record. The coding region runs from base 53 to 1108 and encodes 351 amino acids. The transcript is spliced from 3 exons. Lineage: Eukaryota; Metazoa; Arthropoda; Insecta; Diptera; Drosophilidae.